AUGGCUCCUGCUGCAACAAACACGGAUUGGACUGUGGGGUUCGACACCUUGCGCCGAGAAGAUCUGUUCAGGAACCCACCGAAGGACCGAUCGCCUUAUCCCCUUUUGCAGGCCGCAAUCCGACCUCAUAUCGACUCGUUCAAUGCGCUUUUCGGCGAAAGCAAGAUCAUGGAGGAGGCCUUGCAUGACAUGGGCACCAAGACCUUCUUAGACGGUGAAAUUGAGACUCCAGAUCAGAGAAGAGCGCGGAAAGCUAGAGGUGAAGCGCCACCUCAGCGCAAUCGUCUCAAUUUGCGCAUCUCUGAGAUUUUCCUGGAUAAAGCUGUGCUGCCAUCAGCAAAUAAAUUUGUUCCUCGCAAUGCCAGUUCCGAAUACCGCAACAUAUACCCUGCAGAAUGCAGAGAGCGACAUGCUACGUACAGAGCGAGGCUGCGUGUGAGAUUGCAGUACCAGGUCAACAAUGGCGAAUGGCACGAGUCCGUCCGAGAGUUGGGACAGGUUCCGUUAAUGUUAAGGACAAACAGAUGCCACCUGGAGUCUUUCAGUCCUCAGCAGUUAGUGGACCACAAGGAGGAAUCUGAGGAACUGGGUGGCUACUUCAUUGUCAACGGAAAUGAGAAGCUGAUCCGAAUGUUGAUCAUGCCCAAGCGAAACUAUCCAAUGGCCAUCAGUCGACCGUCUUUCCAGAAACGUGGUGCCGGAUUUACCCAAUACGGUGUGCAGAUUCGUUCGGCUCGCCCAGAUCAGACUACGCAAACGAACGUGCUUCAUUAUCUCGCCGACGGCAACGUCACCUUUCGAUUCUCGUGGCGCAAACAAGAAUACCUUAUACCCGUCAUGAUGAUCCUGAAGGCGCUUGUUGAAACCAAUGACCGCGAGAUUUUUGAAGGCAUUGUCGGCAAUGCCUCGUCCAAGGGGCCCUCCAACACUUUCAUCACGGACCGUGUGGAGUUGUUACUGAGAACCUUCAAGGGUUACAAAAUCUACUCACGAUCAGACGCCAGAGCCUAUCUGGGGAAAAAGUUCCGUCCUGUCUUAUUUGCGCCUGCGACUUGGACACACGAGGAAUGCGGUACUGAAUUCUUGCGAAAAGUCGUCCUACCGCACUUGGGCAACCAGAAUGUGACGACUACGCAAGAUUACGAUAAAUUCAAAUUACUACAAUUCAUGAUCCGAAAGCUCUAUGCAUUUGUCGCUGGCGACUGCGCUGCCGAUAACCCCGAUGCUGUCUCGAACCAGGAGAUUCUCCUUGGAGGCUACGUUUACGGCAUGCUGCUGAAGGAAAGGCUUGAAGAAUGGCUACUCAGCUUUGGAAGACUCGUUCGAGAGUGGUCAUUCAGGGGCGGCAAUCUUAAGUUCACAGACCCGUCAUUCGAGAAGGAUUUUAUCGCCAAAAUAAUAAAGCGUACCAACGAGAACAUCGGUGGAGCAUUAGAAUACUUUCUGUCGACCGGAAAUCUGGUUAGUCCAACUGGAUUGGAUAUGCAACAGGCAUCUGGUUUCACCGUGGUAGCUGAGAAGAUCAAUUUUUACCGAUUCAUUGCUCACUUCCGCAUGGUUCACAGAGGUACUUUCUUCGCCCAGCUGAAAACCACUACAGUGCGAAAGUUGUUACCAGAAAGCUGGGGUUUCUUGUGUCCUGUCCAUACUCCCGAUGGUGCUCCCUGUGGAUUGCUUAACCAUCUGGCGCAUAAAUGCUUGAUCGCCACUGCGGAUCUAGAUGUGUCGCAUAUUCCUCGUGUUUUGGCUCAAUUGGGCAUCAAACCAGACGCUUCAGCUGAGAUAGGCGAGUCUGUUUGCGUUCAGUUGAACGGGCGAGUCAUUGGAUACUGUUCACCGAAACAAGCGAAGAUGAUUCAUGACACACUCCGAUUUUGGAAAGUCGAGGGCACCCAUGACAUCCCCAGGGAACUCGAAAUCGGCUAUGUACCCAACAGCAACGGAGGUCAGUACCCUGGCAUCUACUUGUUUUCGCAGCCUGCGCGUAUGUACCGUCCGGUCAAGUACCUGGCACUCGAUAAACUUGACUACGUCGGGCCUUUUGAACAGCCAUUUAUGGAAAUUGCCUGUCUUGAAUCCGAUAUUCGGUCGGGCAUUUCAACGCAUAUCGAAUUCACGCCCACCAACAUUCUGUCUAUUCUCGCCAACAUGACACCGUUUUCUAACAACAACCAAUCUCCACGUAACAUGUACCAAUGCCAAAUGAGCAAGCAGACUAUGGGUACACCGGGAACAUCGAUCGCGUUCCGUACGGACAAUAAGUUGUAUAGAUUACAAUGUGGCCAGACGCCGAUCACUCGACCGCCGUUGUACAACGCGUAUGGUCUGGAUAACUUCCCUAAUGGGACGAACGCUGUUGUGGCCAUUAUUUCAUACACGGGAUACGACAUGGAUGACGCUAUGAUUAUCAAUAAAUCCUCUCACGAGCGCGGGUUCGGUCAUGGAACCAUCUACAAAACCAAGUUCUAUAACUUGGAUGACAAGGAAUCGCGACGAAACAAGUCCAAGCGUGAGAUUAGCAAGCUCUUUGGAUUCGCUCCGGGCUCCGAAAUCAAGGCCGAAUGGCGCAAAACGCUUGACGAGGACGGCUUGCCUCACAUUGGCGUCAAGAUCACAGAGGGCAGCUUGGUCGCGGCCUGGCAUACUGUGCGGUACGACGCGGCCAGUGACUCGUAUAUCAAUGUAGAUGGACAUACACAUUUCCUCAAAUACAAAGACGCCGAAGAGGGUUUCAUUGACAGCGUCCGACUGGUCGGGAAUGAAAACGGAAACGAGCCACUACAAGCUGUCAGUGUCAAGUUCCGCGUCCCACGUAAGCCUGUCAUUGGUGAUAAGUUCUCCUCUCGACAUGGACAGAAGGGGACGUGUUCGCAGUUGUGGCCUCAGAUUGAUAUGCCAUUUUCUGAGAGUGGCAUUCAACCUGAUUUAAUCAUCAACCCUCACGCUUUCCCAUCCCGUAUGACCAUCGCCCAAAUCAUCGAGUCGAUGGCCGGUAAAGCCGGUGCACUACAUGGAUUCCCACAGGACUCGACACCCUUCCAAUUCGACGAAGAAAACACCGCAGCUGACUACUUCGGUCACCAACUGCGCAAAGCAGGAUACAACUACCACGGCAACGAGCCGAUGUACAGCGGCAUCACAGGCAAAGAGUUCGCCGCAGACAUCUACCUCGGCGUCGUCCACUACCAGCGUCUGCGACACAUGGUCAACGAUAAGUUCCAAGUACGUACCACUGGACCCGUGAACAGUGUUACGGGGCAGCCCGUCAAGGGCCGUUCCAAGGGAGGUGGUAUUCGAGUUGGAGAGAUGGAGCGUGACUCGCUACUUGCGCACGGCUGCGCGUUCUUGUUGCAGGACCGAUUGAUGAACUGCUCCGACUCGCAGCGUGCAUGGAUCUGUCGUGACUGCGGCUCAUUCCUGUCUACUCAGGUCGCCGUGUCGUCUGCAGGCACGUCCAUGGAUGUCAACAAGGGGGCGCUCGCAGCCGCCGCAAAGGCCACUCCCAACAAUCAAAUCACCUCAUCGCGCGUCAGUGCAGUCAAUGCCCUUGGCGGCGUGAACGGGAUUGUGCGCUGUCGCCGAUGCGCGCGCGAAGCGGUGUUUGACGAUUCGCGAGCGGACGUCUGGGAAGAUGGGGAUGGAAGUCGGUUUGUGGGCGGUGACAAUGUUACUAUUGUCGCUGUGCCUGGCGUGUUGAGAUAUUUGGAUGUGGAAUUGGCUGCUAUGGGCAUUCGGUUGAAGUUCAAGGUUGAUCAUUAG
Molecule: messenger RNA, 3759 nt
Organism: Talaromyces atroroseus
Lineage: Eukaryota; Fungi; Ascomycota; Eurotiomycetes; Eurotiales; Trichocomaceae
Product: DNA-directed RNA polymerase I subunit RPA2
Exons: 3
Coding region: 1-3759 (1252 amino acids)
Biological process (GO): DNA-templated transcription
Cellular component (GO): RNA polymerase I complex; nucleus
Molecular function (GO): DNA binding; DNA-directed RNA polymerase activity; ribonucleoside binding
Source: RefSeq, a predicted model, not a curated record